Messenger RNA from Boeremia exigua, 882 nucleotides. RefSeq lists its product as uncharacterized. The transcript is spliced from 3 exons. The record is from RefSeq and is a predicted model, not a curated record. NCBI's taxonomy places the organism in Eukaryota, Fungi, Ascomycota, Dothideomycetes, Pleosporales, Didymellaceae. Bases 118 to 771 code for a protein of 217 amino acids.
CUCUAUACAUUCGUCUCAAAUCGAGCUUCGAAUUAGUUGUACAGUAGCUCGUUUGAUCGUUUCAGUGUGACGUCAACGUUUCUGUUUUGCGUUUGCUCUCACCGUCAAUCUCGUCAGAUGGGAGCAAGAAAACAGGGUGCCAGUCGCUCGCGCGCAUCACGUGCGCGCAGCCGGCCUUCACUCUCACCGGGUCUCGCUCCAUAUAUACGAGCGCCCGGCGCCAGUUUUGAGGCUCUUCAAGUCCACUUAACAACAAUGGCACGUCAAACCAAAGCCGCCCGCGUUGCCCGCACCGCCGCCGCCACCGCCGCCAAAGCCGCCAAGCGCCGUGGCGCGCUGCUGGCGCCUGUGCCCGCUGCUCGCCCCGUUGCCCCCGCCGUCGCCGCCGCCAUCGCCGAGCUGCUCGCCGCCGCGCCAGCUGCUCCCGCGCGCGCCCGCUCGGGGUCGCCUUCGGGCGGGUUGGCUUCGGCCAACCGAGUCUCGCGACUCCCCCGGGCGGGGUCUCUUUCGCCCGCCUGGGCCCCGGCCGCGCUGCCCGCAUGGGCUCGGGCUGCUCGCCCGCCGCCGACGCCUGCGCCCUCCGCCCUCGCCGCCGCCACCGCCGCCAGCUGCUCGCCGCCGCAGCGUGCUGCCCUGGGCGCUCCCGCGCCACCCCCGCCUCGCGCCGCUGCCCGCGCCCCCAGUUGCUCCCUGGCUGCCGGCCGGUCAGUCUGUUGGCGCUCGGCGCCCGACCCCCUGCGGCAAUUGCUUUGCCGCGCAGCUGAGCAGUAGUUCAGCUGCUCAGUGCCACGAUGUGGUGGGGGGUCGGGGCCGGCGUUGCUCCAAGUGUGCUGCUGGGCACAAGUGCCGUCCGCUCCCCCGGGAGCUCCAGCCGGUGGCUGA